Darwinula stevensoni is the source of this 1047-nucleotide messenger RNA. The record is from the annotation of a GenBank genome assembly. Lineage: Eukaryota; Metazoa; Arthropoda; Ostracoda; Podocopida; Darwinulidae.
CAGCCGGGUGAUGAGUCGGAGAGAAAUUUAUUGAACAGGUUCGACAAUUUCGGGCGCACGUGUCUGAAAUAAUUGCGGAGGAGUCGACCGGACGAUCACCGCUUUGAAAGGAUUUCUUUUCAAGAAGAAUUUCAUUAUCUAGUGGGAAAUGGCAAAAAUAUGUCGAUAAUUUUCUCUUAUCUUCCUUGUCUCGCGGUUUUAACUUCCCCUGCUGGAGGAUAUGAAUGGGUGGUUUUGGUAGAAGAGACAGUGGUGGAGAUGUCGCGGAAGGUGCGGGUGCUGUGCUGGGUCAUGACCCAUCCGGGGAACCACGAGAGGAAGGCGAAGCACGUGAGGGAUACAUGGGGGAAGAGAUGUGACGUCCUUCUCUUCAUGAGCUCAAAGGAAGAUCCAUCCUUACCCGCUGUGGCAUUGAAGGUAGAGGAAGGUCGGAAGCAUCUGUCAAAGAAAUCCCACGAGGCGUUCCGGUACAUCUACGAGCAUCAUCUGGACGACGCGGACUGGUUCCUCAAGGCGGAUGAUGACACCUACGUCGUCGUGGAGAACCUCCGCUACAUGCUCCACGAUCGCAAUCAUUCGGAGGCUGUCUUCUUCGGUUGUCGAUUCAAGGGUUUCAUGAGCGGGGGAUCGGGUUAUGUGUUGAGCCGAGAAGCGGUGAAGAUAUUUGUGGAAAAGGCUCUAUCAAAUCCUAAGCGCUGUCAUCUUCGUGGGGCUGCUGAGGAUAUGUCUAUGUGGGAAUGCCUACAUUCAGUGGGAGUGAAGCCGGGAGAUUCACGGGACGAGUUGGGACGCUGGCGGUUUUUACCCUUCACCCCGGAAAACCACCUCAACCCCGGCUUCUUCGUGGGCAAGUACAGAUGGUUGUGGAAGUACACUUUCUACCCUUACAAAGAGGGACCCGAGUCUUGCUCUGACACAGCCAUAUCCUUCCAUUACGUCCCGCCCAAUCUCAUGCACGCUCUUGAGUAUUUCAUCUACCGCCUGCACCCCUUCGGCGUUCAGCAUCAGCCUUCGAUCUCGGCGGUUGUGGUCAAACCUCUGUCUUGA